AUGGCCGGUGCGGAUACAGUCGCGCCGCAGCAUGCGCAGGCCGUGCGUUUUCUAACGACGCUGCGGUCGGAUGAUCCUGGAAACGAUCCGACGGUCAUCACGGACCAGCAGCGCGGGUUUUUAAAAUCCAAAGGCAUGAGUGACGACGCGAUUGAGCAUGCGCGGCAGGACGCUCAGCGCCCAGAGAAUUUGUCGCUCAUUGAUGCGUACGUGGCUACACACAGCGAUGCACAGAAUAGCGAUGCGUCUUUGUUUGAACGCGCCGCCGAGGCUUUUGACCAUCCGUGUGCGCCUGCUGUGCCUGCACCGUCCUAUCCGCGCUCGCCACUCGCACUGUACUCAUCGCCGCACGCGUCCACGCGCGAUGCGAACGAAGUGUUCUCUGCGUACGCAAUGUCGAUGAUGCGCCCGCGGUAUGAAGCGCUUGUCCAGUUUUUCCGCUUCAUGCAUACGGUAUCCAUGAUCGGGGGUGUGUGCGCUGCAGCGCUUGUAUUGCUCUAUCGCCGCUACAUACUACCGAAGCUGACCGCGAUGAUGAAUGCACGUGCGGAGCUGGUACGUACACAGCGUGGGAAGUUUGGCAAGCUUGCGGAUGCGACGCAGCAGCUGCGUACCGAGCGUGUGGCGCAGCUGCUCCCGUCAGAUUAUGCGCCUCAAUGGAUCGCUGCGCCCACGGAGAAGGAUGGCGCAGGAACAGAGAACGGCGAAGAGGGCACAGAAAAUGGCGAAGGAGCGGAAGAUGGCGAAGAGGGUGCAGCGCAGGCAGAGGGUGCAGCGCAGGCAGCGACUGCGCCCGCAGAGUCCGACCACGAUUCUCCUCCCCCUACUCCAGCCAAAGUCCUCGCGCCCAUCGAUAUCACCCAACCGCUGCGCUCCGCACUCAAUACCCUACAACAGACCCUGCGUCGCGUCGCGCAAUCGCAGAGCGGCGAUCGACGCCAUGCAAAAACAGCUACCGUCGACGACGAGCCCGACAUUGACGACGAUGGCCUGAUCGAUCUCUCUACGCCCGAAUCGAUUGCAUCACAAGAAUCCGAUACAUCGAUUACCAUUCCGCCUGUGGCACCGACGCGGGGUAUGCGCUCCAUGAACGGCGCUAUGGAGUCGCUACGGAACGAUGUGCGUGCGCGCAUGCUCGAAGAAGAAGAAGCGCUUUUCACCGUCGCCUCACGCUUCCCCAUCUACGGCAGCGCUCCCCCCAAGCCAACUACCGGGCCUGCGGUGGAGAUGCAGCAGAUCAAGGCGGAGAUACGAAGUUUGAAAGGGCUCAUGCUAUCGCGGCGCAACUUUCCUGGCUACCUGCGCGCCUCGCGCGUUACGCCCAAUUUCCAUAGCCCGUCUCCCUAG
This is a messenger RNA of Malassezia vespertilionis, 1347 nucleotides long. RefSeq lists its product as uncharacterized. Lineage: Eukaryota; Fungi; Basidiomycota; Malasseziomycetes; Malasseziales; Malasseziaceae. The transcript has a single exon. The record is from RefSeq and is a predicted model, not a curated record. Bases 1 to 1347 code for a protein of 448 amino acids.